CGCCGCUGCUGCUGCAUCACAACAGCCGUCGCCUGCUAGCUAGCUAGCGCACCACUGACCGACCGGGGGGCCCACAGGAGUCUUGUCGCCGUGUCCGUGACGCUGCAACGUGCCUGAGGAUCACAUCGCGGCCGCGCGGGGAGGAGUAGGGUGAUUUCAAACCAUCCACAAGUGGGUCGCCUGCACGAUUGUUCCUGCUCCUGCGUGUCGGGUCAUGGCCAGGCCGGAACAGGUCCUGCUCCUGGAGCCUCAGCACGAACUCAAAUUCCGAGGUCCAUUCUCCGACGUGGUCACCACAAAUCUCAAGCUCUCCAACCCUACAGACAGGAAUGUGUGUUUCAAGGUGAAGACGACCGCGCCACGCCGGUACUGCGUGCGGCCAAAUAGCGGCAUCAUCGACGCAGGCACCUCCAUCAAUGUCUCAGUUAUGCUGCAGCCUUUUGAUUAUGACCCCAAUGAGAAGAGCAAACACAAGUUCAUGGUUCAGUCCAUGCUCGCGCCACCUGACAUGACCGACAUGGAGGGAGUGUGGAAGGAGGCCAAGCCUGACGAGCUGAUGGACUCCAAGCUGAGGUGUGUUUUUGAGAUGCCAGCGGAGAACGAAAAGACCCACGACAUGGAGUCCAACAAGAUGAUGUCGUCCAGCUCGCUGAAGUCCGAUUCCUCCAUGCUUCCUACCAAGUCCAUGAGCUCCACCCUCGAUGACGGCGAGGUGAAGAAGAUCAUGGAGGAGUGCAAGAGGCUGCAGAUGGAAGCUCAGAGGCUACGGGAAGAAAACAAACAGAUCAAGGAGGACGACGGUCUGCGAAUGAGGAAGAGCAACAUGAUGUCUUCCCAGCACCCCACGGCCGGCAUGAAGAGGGAGGAAGGCCUGAGCGCCCGCUCGGUCGCCCUCAUCGUCCUCUUCUUUUUGGUGGGCGUCAUCGUGGGCAAGUUGGUGUUGUAGAGCGCGGCGGGGCAGUCAAGUGGGCGGGGCAUGCUUUCGUGGGGAUGAAACCAAAUCAAAAAGGCGGGAUGUUGGAGUUAGGACGAGAUAUGCCAUAUCUGCUGGGUGGGGGCGGGGGGGUCGGGCUUGCGGGGGGUGGUUUUGAUUCAGCAUCAUUUAUAGUAAAAAAAAAAAAAAAAGGUAAUGUUUGAGGGGGGAACACAGGAAAUUAAUGAUUCACCGUCUUAUAAAGGAGCUGUUACAGGUCUGCCUAAUCACUUAUGGUCAUUUCCCUCUUCACCAACUUCCAUGAGGACAUGUGGGCGGGGCCUGGCGCAAUGCUCACAUUACCGUUAUUCCUCACGUGUGAGGCAAUGCGAGGAAUGUCACGUGUAUGUUUUCUCAACAACAAGAGUAUAUCUUCACCCCCCCCCCCCCCCCCCCCCCUCCAGUGUUGGAUAUAACACCACCGUCUUGUGGUACAGUCAGACAUUUUGCCUAUUUCCUUCCUCUCACCUGAUCACUACACCCCCAUCUCCACCAGGGAGGGCGGAGGCGGAUCUUGGUCGCAUGCAUGUUGCAUCUGGACUGUUUUUUGUUUUGGAAAUCUUAAUUUAAUUGCUUUUAUAACGGUGUUGAUUGUGUGAUUUAUUCGGCUAUAGGUUUGCACAAAUGCUUUCAUUUCUUUUCGUUUGGGUUCGAUAUCCGAGACUUGUUGUCUGCAAAAGCAUUUAGGAUUAUUGCCGGGGGAGAGCUCCAGAUUUUGUCGGCUUUCGUACGGCGCCCCGCUAACGUUCACCAGGCCGACGCUUUGCCUUGUGACCUGUUGAAGUGAGUUUUUCCUCAGGCCCAGACAUGAGUACAGUACCUUGUUACACAUGCCUGGGAGAGAAACACACAAAACCAGAAGGUGCAUGUAUGGUCUUUUUGUUUCCGUGGCAACAAAAUCCCCGGUAUCCAAACAAAGCUUUUCCACAUCUUCCCUACAGAGCCAUACAUUCUGUUUUUGUGUGCAGAAAAUGUAUGUUAGCAAACAGUGGCAUGUUGCGAGCUGCCUUCACAUGAUUUCCACCUUCUUCUUUUUUUUUUUUUUCUACUGCUGGCACGUGUUCCAUCGUGGUGUGUUUGUUCAAAUCCAUGUUUUAUAAUCCUCACGGCAUUUGAAGUUGUUUCAUGUUUACUGCACUAAGCUGAAGAGUGUGAUCUUCCUAUAGCCUCGAGGGACCACGAAAUGACAUUGUACUGUGUAUCGGAAGCCAGUGGUUUAUUUUCUUGCGUUGAAAUAAAAGUUUGGGUGGAAAAAUUUGCUGAAAAUAGGUCAAAAUUCCAAAAAAAACGUUCUUGUGGAUUUGAGAGUCGUGUGUUCCUAUUACUGUAUCUCUUUUAAAGGGGAACUGCACUUUUUUUUUGCAUUUUGUCUUAUUCAUAAUCCUUAUGUAAGACAAGAACACUUGUUUUUUGAUGCAUUCUAACCAGGAAAAAAUUUUUAGCAAAAGUCAGCUAAUAAAAGUCAAUGGAAGUCGCUCGAUUCCGCCUAUUGAGUCCUGUAAAAACCUCCAUCAAGGCUUUAUAUACACGCUGCACACACCUUCUCAUUCAAUGCGUUUUCUUUAUUUUCAUGACUAUUUUCAUUGUAGAUUGUCACUGAAGGCAUCAAAACUAUGAAUGAACACAUGUGGAGUUAUGUACUUAACAAAAAAAAAAGGUGAAAUAACUGAAAACUAUUUUCAAGUUUCUUCAAAAUAGCCACCCUUUGCUCUGAUUAGUUUUUCGCAUUCUCUCGAUGAGCUUCAAGAGAAAUGGUUUUCACUUCACAGGUGUGCUUGAAGCUCAUCAAGAGAAUGCCAAGAGUGCAAAAAAGUAAUCAGAGCAAAGAGUGGCUAUUUUGAAGAAACUAGAAUAUAAAACAUCCAUCCAUCCAUUUCCUACCGCUUAUCCCUUUCGGGGUCGCGGGGGGCGCUGGAGCCUAUCUCAGCUACAAUCGGACGGAAGGCGGGGUACGCCCUGGACAAGUCGCCCCCUCAUCACAGGGCCAACACAGAUAGACAGACAAUAUUCACACCCAUCCAUCCAUCCAUUUUCUACCGCUUAUUCCCUUCAGGGUCGCGGGGGGCGCUAGAGCCUAUCUCAGCUACAAUCGGGCGGAAGGCGGGGUACACCCUGGACAAGUCGCCACUUCAUCGCAGGGCCAACACAGAUAGACAACAUUCACACACUAGGGCCAAUUUAGGGUUGGCAAUCAACCUAUCCCCAGGUUUUCAGUUACUUCACCUUUUUUUGUUAAGUACAUAACUCCACAUGUGUUCAUUCAUAGUGUUGAUGCCUUCAGUGAGAAUCUACAAUGUAAAUAGUCAUGAAAAUAAAGAAAACACAUUGAAUGAGAGGGUGUGUCCAAACUUUUGGCCUGUACUGUAUAUGUAAUAUAUUCAAAUUCAUAACAUUUAAGUUUGCUUAUUUUAUGCAUAUGCACUAAUUUAAUAGACGCAUCACAACGUAAUAAAACAAUCACUUACUGUACAAUGUCUUCUUUUAAUAGGAUGCUGACUGAUGGGAUGUGUAUUUUAGUUGCCUAAUAGUUAGAGUGUCCGCCCUGAGAUGGGUAGGUCGUGAGUUCGAACCCCGGCCGAGUCAUACCAAAGACUAUACAAAUGGGAGCCAUAACCUCCCUGCUUGGCACUCCGCAUCAAGGGUUGGAAUUGGGGGUUAAAUCACCAAAAAUGAUUCCCGGGCGCGGCCUCCGCUGCUGCACACUGCUCCCCUCACCUCCAAGGUCAAGGGUGAUGGGUCAAAUGCAGAGAGUAAUUUCACCACACCUAGUGUGUGUGUGUGUGACAAUCAUUGGUACUUCAACUUAAUAUCUUCCCGUCUAGAUGAAGAAUGAAUCAUCAGUGAUUUUUUUUUUUGGUCUAAGUUGGAUGUCAAAGUGUACCAACUUCUGGGUUUAUGUCCACAUUAUUUUACUAUCCAGGUGGAAGGCAUGAUUUGUAAUUGUGACAGUCUCAAGCCGUCGUGUGGGUUCCAAGGACCACCAAGCACAGACAUUACUUCGAGCAGAGUUUUGACUUCGUUUAUUUGUCAAUAAACCUUCAGUCCCGUCGGUUCGCUUUUCAGCCCUGCCGCUUUCACUGCUCGCUCCUCUGUUCGCUUUUCAGCCUCCCGCGUCGUCUGCCUCGCUGUCGGACUGCCGGCCUCUCCACAGUAAUCUAUAAUUAACUUUCACCGGCUCAGAGGCGAAAGAGCAGCUCACCAGCUGAUGUCAAUAUAGCAGCAUAAGCCAGUUAGCGCUCUGAUCAAUGUGCCGCUAAAAGUAGGUCCUUAACCUUAACGUUAAAUCUUAUAAUAACACUUGGUUCAUAUUAAAGUCACAAAAUUGUAAUGUUUUUGGGGGUUUUACGGGCGCAAUACACGCAAUGAUGUUAUGCUUCCAUGGUAAGUUUAUGAGUUCAAAUGCAUAAAAAAAGAGGUGUUCUUGCCUUAUAUCAGGAUUGUGAAUUAUCAGCAAAAUCGCCCCGCCCCCCCCCCCCCCCCCCCCCAAAAAAAAAAGUGCAGUUGCUUUGAGGAUGACUUGCUGAAGAGAGGGCUUAGCAGACCUGGAAUUAAUUUACCAUCAUGUAGUACUUGCAGAAAAGAAGCUGCACUGUUCACUGUGUUUCAGUUAGAGCAUUGCUACAUUUAACACAACACAAAUAACACUAUUUACCAGAAUUGUGUAAAAAAAGAAAAAGAAACCUCCAAUCCUGCUGUGACGCACCACCGAUUUGCUAACUCCCAAGUAGGCCGAAAACACAGCGUGUAAAUACUUGAUCCCGGGCAAGACACUACAGUCGCCAUCAACCUGAAGCAGUUUGCCAACUGUUUUGUAUGUAUGUAAACAAAUAAGUCUAUCUGAGAAGAGGAAAACAAGAUGAAUAUUCUUAGUCAAGUAGUCUCUGGUGUAUAAAAACUCAAUCCCACCUGGUUGGACUAUGUAGCAUCUUAAUAAAUGAAAGGAAUUAAAGUCCCUACCUGAG
This is a messenger RNA of Nerophis lumbriciformis (worm pipefish), 4935 nucleotides long. It is a transcript of the gene vapb, whose product is annotated as VAMP (vesicle-associated membrane protein)-associated protein B and C. NCBI's taxonomy places the organism in Eukaryota, Metazoa, Chordata, Actinopteri, Syngnathiformes, Syngnathidae. Gene Ontology annotation, cellular component: endoplasmic reticulum membrane; plasma membrane. The record is from RefSeq and is a predicted model, not a curated record. Gene Ontology annotation, biological process: endoplasmic reticulum membrane organization. Gene Ontology annotation, molecular function: FFAT motif binding.